Molecule: messenger RNA, 1601 nt
Organism: Psylliodes chrysocephalus
Lineage: Eukaryota; Metazoa; Arthropoda; Insecta; Coleoptera; Chrysomelidae
Source: the annotation of a GenBank genome assembly
UAUAUACUGGGAUUACACUGAGGACGCUGAGAACAAUAACGUGUACUUCUUGGGACGACUAAGAUUCAACUACACAUGCCCGUGCACGAAGAAAAGUUUAUAAGCGAGGAUGGAAAAUUAUUAUUCGUGGGACAUUCCUUUGGCUCUGGGAUCUUUUUUAGGAAUUUUUAAUUUCAUUUUUGAAAUUUGAAUUUUGACCGCCUAAAUCCUUUAAAUCAACGUAUACCCAAUUUUUUAAUAAAGAUUUAUGCCAAAUGGAUAAAAAUUUUAUUAAAUUAUAUAGUUUGGUCUUAUUAACAACUAAAAUAGCAGUGGAAACUUUAACUACAUGGUAAUAUAAAAUAUAUGUAAGUGUAGUAUGCGAACGCCCCUCCGUUCGGACGUCGACGCCGUAUCCUACGCCGACGCCGACGUUUUUACCACAAGUAUGCGCGUACCAAAAACAUAACCAUCCCGACUUCCAGACCAAAUAUACCAUGUAGCGCCCCAGGCAUUGUUCCGAGGCUGAAACAGUUUGAAAAUCUUCCGUAAUGUACAACAUUGCCGAAACGAAUCUGAAGGAUGGACUUAAGCGCUUGUACGAACUGGCUGUGCGCGAAACGCCAACCGAAUGGCAUACCGCCGAGUGCCCCCCAGGACUACCAAUCGGUAGUAACGUCCGGUCCUGGACCGAGUCCUGGCAGUUCAAGUUCCUGCGAUGACGUAGUGCCGCCGCAAAAGAAUUGUUUUAGGUUAGUUAUAUUAGGAUCGGCUAGAGUAGGAAAAACAUGCCUUGUAGCGAGAUUUUUGGGUGGUAAGUUUCAGGAAUGCUAUACACCAACAAUCGAAGACUUCCACAGAAAAUUAUAUAGAAUUAGAGGAGAAAUAUACCAGUUAGAUAUAUUAGAUACUUCGGGCAAUCAUCCGUUUCCCGCUAUGAGGAGGUUAUCGUUUUUAACAGGAGAUUUAUUUGUGAUCGUAUUCAGCAUGGAUAGUCGGGAAACUUUUGAAGAAGCAAUAAGACUACGGGAACAAAUCAUAGAAACUAAAGUGAACGCGGGAACAUCUUCUACCGGAGUCGGUCUGACAAGGAAAAAGACUUUGCCUCGCGUGCCUAUGGUGCUGGCGGGCAAUAAGUGCGAUAAAGAAAUGAGGACUGUGACAGUAGAAGAAGCCCAAGCGUUCUGCGAUAGCCAAGAUUCGAGUUGUGCCUUUGUAGAAACAUCGGCCAAGAAAAACUUCAAAGUAGACGAAGUCUUCUAUCAGUUAUUUUUAGUAGCCAAUCUCCCCCUAGAGAUGGCGCCCAACCAUCACAAGAGGGUCAGCGCCAGUUUCGGUUCCCCCUGUCCUCUACCACCCUCAGUACCGAGUCAUCACAGCAAGAAGUACCAUUUGUCGGUGAAGCGGAGACUCAGUGAUGCUUGUGGAGUGGUGACGCCCAACGUGAGACGGCCCAGUAUAAGAACCGAUUUGAUGAUUAUGAGGACUAAGACUAAUAGUUUGGGGGAGACGCCGGGGACGUCAAAUAAUUCACCUAUUAGGUGGAGGAGGGUUGAUAACGGGUGUGUUUUGCAGUAAAAUAGUUUGGGUUUUUAGUCAGUGAAAUUGUCUCUUGUGCUGGU